CAAUAUUUUCUGACCCACAAAUGCGCCUGUCCAAAUGCUUGCCCAUUGGAUCCCAGAACAACGAUUGCCGAAUCUGCCACAGGUAAGUUACUCAUCGAGGCCUUGAGUAUGAUAGCCUGCGUAGCUGGUGGUGCGUUUUGCGGAAAGGAAAAAUCUGCGCCGAAAACGCGCCCGAACGACUGUUUUUGUCCCAUUCUCCUGGCGGCGUAAAAACCGCCAGCUACCCAGGCUAGAGUAUACCAGCCCGGGCUGUUAUAUUGAGAUUUUAGGCUGAACUAGCUUUUAUGAAAUAGGGUUCUAAAUCAGCCAAGUUUGAGCCUGGCAGUUCUUAUUCAUCAGCAUUUUUUUACAUUUUUUCUGCCCCCUUCCCGCCCUCUGGAAAAUAGGUAGUACGAUUUACCGUGUAGAACCACAUCAUCUUUCAUGUUAAAAGUUGACUUAUUUAUUUACUUAGCUUCGCCUAACUAGAAUACAUUCUUUAUACAUGAAUACAUAAAGAUUAUUAGGCAGGGAGACCACUACAGCCUGACCAAUUACAGUGGAUCCGUCGUUAAUUAAAAAACAAAACAAAACAGUCGUUGAAAAAAAACAAGAAUAACUAGACCUACUGACAUAUAAACAAAAAAAUCAAAAGGAAACAAAACAGAAGUUCAAAUUGCUAGAAGCAGCACGUCGGCGGGCACAGGAGAGUCCUCCCUAUGCUGCACCUGGGACAGACUGUUCUCCAGGUUCUGAUGUCGUCAACGUCGUACAGGUCCAACACCUUAUUGUAAUAUUGAAGUAGUGAACGCUUAAAUGAGGCUAUAGAGAUGUGACUUGUGCGUAACUCAUCAUCAGCGCGGCAGAACAUUCCAUGUGCCGCACCCGCGUAUGUAAAAAUGAGCGUUGAAAAGUAACAGUUCUACUUCGCUUAGGGAUAUAAGUAAUAGCGUUGCUGCUCGAUGACAUGGUAGAUCUCGAUGAUUGUCUAGUUGCAGGCAGAGUUUCACUAUCUAUGAAAACUAAGUUAUUAACAGCUUUAUAGAAAACGAAUAUAUCCAAAAACUCGUGGCUUUUGAUUUCCAGGUUAAUGAUCUUAGACAACUUUUCUUUUAAUCGUUUACCAUCAGAGCUAGCCAAGAUGACGGAAAAACCCUAUGGGAGGCACUGUCCAUUGCUGUUGGAAGUGUUCUAUUUGUGAUACUUGUAAUUUUCGCCACCUUUUUUCGCUUGGUUACAACCCCACAGAAUAGGAACGACCACGGCGAAAGGAAACAUCUCUUUAAUGAUCAAGACAGCGGAAUCGACGAAAGUAGAAACAGUUUUCCUGACUCCAACCUGGGAAAGAGGAUCGCAAACCUUCUGAAUGGUUCACCGCCAGUAUCAAAAAAUUCUAGCGCAAAUAAGAAUAUAAAGGCGCCACCCAAAGAUAUCUUAAAGAAAACUGAACGUUCUAAUGUAGCCGUUUAA
This is a messenger RNA of Porites lobata, 1449 nucleotides long. Lineage: Eukaryota; Metazoa; Cnidaria; Anthozoa; Scleractinia; Poritidae. The record is from the annotation of a GenBank genome assembly.